AUGUAUCAAGCGGCGGUUCGGUCGCUAUCGCGGUGUUGUCACAAGGGCGCAUGUCUCAGUCGGGCAACCGAAAACGAUGGCAGCGCAUGCAACGACGGCAAUCGAUCGGUGAGCGUGCCCGAGCAGGUUCGAAGGGGGGGUGGCCCGAAGGUGCAGAUGGAGGAGUCGUUGUCGUUUGGUAGUAACGCGUUCGAGAUGGCGGAUGGUGAUGGGACUGGGCGCAGAGCAAUGGUGUAUCCGACAGCAACGAUGUAUCGCGAAAGAGGGCCGGAGUUCGGAUGGUGUUGCGCAGGGAAGCCGAGGUGGGAUUGCUUGAGGGCGCAAGCAAUGGAAUGGAACCUGAAUGGAAGUGGAGAGUGGAAACGGGGACAAAGUGUAGAAGGGCAGCAGGGUCAAGGCGUGACGGGUGAAGAAGGGAUGAUGGAUGAAUGCCUGGUGUUUAGUGCAGGGUGUCUGGUCGGGUGGACGAGUUGCAGGUGUAGAAAUGUCAGCCGUCGUAAAAGCCAAGGGAAGUCGGAUCUCGUCGUCUGGAGCUUCCCCUUCCCUUGUUGGGUGCGGGUUGUUAGAGAUUGGCAGGAAUGCCCUGGGACUGCAGUGGAAAAGCGUGGGUGA
Molecule: messenger RNA, 612 nt
Organism: Neurospora crassa OR74A
Lineage: Eukaryota; Fungi; Ascomycota; Sordariomycetes; Sordariales; Sordariaceae
Exons: 4
Coding region: 1-612 (203 amino acids)
Source: RefSeq, a predicted model, not a curated record